UUCAAUCUAGCUGGCUGGACUGCCGAAUGAGUUCGGCAAACAUCCUAUUUAGAGCGGCAACGCCCCCCCAUGAGAACGCUGCUUGCACUGCAACCCACUUGCCUCCACCUGUGUGAGACUCAGGUCGGCAACGAGGAGGAUGUUGGCUCAGUUCUCCAUCCCAGGUUAUGAGUCAAAUGGGGCAGCCUCAUCGGUACCGUUCCAGAGCAAGAAACGCGCGUGCCUAGUGUGUUUUCGAUGCCACGAGAAAAAGAUCAAGUGUGACUUGGCGAAGAAACCUCGAGACGACCAGCGGGCGUCGCGAUGUUCGAACUGCGCUGACGCUGACUGUCCCUGCCUGCUGCGGCCCUCUAAAAGAGGCAAGCGUGGGGCCACUUCCGGCCGGAAUGACCCCCGACGGGACAUAACCGUCUCCUGGAGUGCCGAUGCGCCCUUUGGCUUGCCCUUCGCACCACCCCCUGCCGACGGCUCCCCGGCUCCGGGUUCGUCCCUCGACGGAGGAGGUGACCUAGAGCCCAUGGACACGGCCAUCAGUGGAAAUCAUGGCCAGGUUCUCACCGGGGCUACGCCGCCGCCGGCCGAUCAUGCUAACCUUGAGGGACAGCUUGUGUCCCAUGACGUUGUCCCGCCGCCGAAUGCCGACUCACGGCGGCGAUAUUCCAGCUAUCUGGGGGACAGCGGCUACAUGCAAAUUUUCAGCAGCGAAAGCGGAGAUCUGACGAUGCAGCAGCAGGUUCCACGGUCUCUGGAAGUGGAUUAUAUACCCGUCGGCCUACAAGAAGCCCACCUCGAUGUGUUCUUCGAGUACGCCUUCACAUGGUGUCCCAUUUUUGAUCGCGACACCUUGGACGCCGAUCCCAGUCUCCGCCAGUCGCUACUAUUGAGGCACGCUCUGGCCCUAUGCGCGAACCAGAUCAGGCCCUCUUUGUUGCACCAGUCCUCCUCGACGGAGCAUUACAACCGCGCCAAGGAGCUUUUCUACGGCAACCACGAACCCAACCCGCUGAUUCGUAUAAUGGCCCUGAUGCUCUUCUACUGGUGGAGCUCCGAGGCUCCAAAUGUCGUGAGCCUUGACAACACGUCGUGGUGGACUGGGACGGCCAUACGCGUUGCCCAGCAGAUUGGCCUGCAUUGCGAACCGCGAUCUAGUGGCCCCAUGGUGGCCGGCGAGUCACCGGGCUUAAGGCGGCGGAUCUGGUGGACCUUGGUGGCUCGCGAACGCAUCACCGCCAUCUCUCAAGGUCGACCAUGUCUGAUCGAUCUAGACGACUGCGACGUGCCCAUGCCGUCGCCAAGCGACUUCUCCCAGCCACACUACAUCCAAGUUUCCCUCUUCGUCAAAUGGGUGCCGCUCUGCAAGCUCAUCGGCCGCAUCAGCAAGAUGCUGCGGCGGCGGCCGGGCAACCCGGGCCCGACGGCGAUCCAGCUGGGGCGCGAACUCAUCGCCUGGGUUCAGGCGCUGCCGCGGCCGCUACAGCCGGCCUUCGAGGGCAGCCGCACGCGCGGGUUCCACCGCGACGUGCACGGCAUGCACCUGACGUACCUGUCGACCAUCACGCUGCUGCACCUCAGCAACGACGCCCAGCCGCUGCCUCAGGCCUCGGUCGCCGCCGUCGUGGCCGCGUCGUGCACCGCCCGCAUCUUCCACGACUACCUGGUCCGCGGGUCAAUCUGCUUCCUCGCCGGCCAGGCUGGGUGGUACGCCACCAUUGCCAUCUUGGCGCUGCUGCACGCGCGCAGGCUCGAGGGGCUUGCUGUCGAUGCAAAAGCCGAUAUACAGACCCUGCGCGCGGCUCUCAGUGCCAUGGCUAAGACGUGGCGGUCGGCACAGAUGUUUGAAAGGGGCAUUGAGAAGCUGAUGCUGAACGCAGGGCCGCAGAAUGGAGGCGGGGCUGACGGAAUGCCGGCACGGACAUCGGUGGCCGGGCCAGGACUGUCUCCAUCGAUGGACGAGCUGUCGGCCAUCGCUGGCAUCAACUGGCGGGAUUACUUUCCUUACGUUACUGGGGAGACGAGUCCUCUCAUUGGUACUCUGUUUGCUCAAGAUGAUCAGGCAAUGCCAUUCACAGAACUAGGCUGGACUUUUGAUUUCCCUACUCAUCUCAACCAGUUCCUCACUGGGUUGGAGAACAUAAAUCUGGACUUUUUGAGCCUCUAAGUAGAUGUUACUUGCAGAAGGUACGGAAGGAUGUGACGAUUAGCAGUAUGUCUACCUUGCGUAGUAGUCUUCCGGCAACUCAGGUUAGCCGUCACCGGUUGGCGUUCUCUUCCCCGCCUAAUAGCGCAAAAAAGGGGGGGGCUUCCAAAAACAGAC
This is a messenger RNA of Phialemonium atrogriseum, 2314 nucleotides long. RefSeq names its product fungal-specific transcription factor domain-containing protein. The record is from RefSeq and is a predicted model, not a curated record. Gene Ontology annotation, biological process: DNA-templated transcription; regulation of DNA-templated transcription. Lineage: Eukaryota; Fungi; Ascomycota; Sordariomycetes; Cephalothecales; Cephalothecaceae. The transcript has 4 exons. The coding region runs from base 140 to 2158 and encodes 672 amino acids. Gene Ontology annotation, molecular function: zinc ion binding; DNA-binding transcription factor activity, RNA polymerase II-specific; DNA binding.